UCCCGCAAGUUUUGCUUUACUUUACAUGUUAUUUUUGUUUGCCUAAGGAGCGGUAAUAUCUCCAUUUUUACCAUCGCCUGCUUUGUUGUUUACUGUUUAAUCGGUGUGUCGACGGAGUACUAAAAAAUACAGUGUUUCGGGGCGUGGUACACACCUAAAAAAGCCCAAAAGAAGGAGGAAGGGAAGGAAAGCAUCGGUGAGUUGGACUGACCGCGGCUGAGCUUAUGAUGCCGACGUUGCGGGACAGCACCAUGUCCCACCCCGGCGAGAACUCACACCAAGUCCGGGUGAAGGCGUAUUAUAAAGGGGACAUCAUGAUCACCCAUUUUGAGCCGUCCAUCUCGUUUGAGGGCCUGUACGGGGAGGUGAAGGACAUGUGCUCGAUGGACAAUGACCAGCUCUUCACUAUGAAGUGGAUCGAUGAGGAAGGUGACCCCUGCACCGUGUCAUCUCAGCUGGAGUUGGAGGAAGCUCUGCGACUCUACGAACUCAACAAAGACUCGGAGCUCAUUAUCCACGUGUUCCCAUGUGUACCCGAGAAACCUGGCAUGCCGUGUCCGGGAGAAGACAAGUCUAUCUAUCGGCGUGGAGCACGGCGCUGGAGGAAGCUCUACUAUGCCAGCGGCCACGCCUUCCAGGCCAAACGCUUUAACAGGAGAGCCCACUGUGCCAUCUGUACAGACCGUAUCUGGGGUCUCGGAAGACAAGGCUACAAAUGCAUCAACUGCAAACUGCUGGUGCACAAGAAGUGCCAUAAAUUGGUGACAGUGGAGUGUGGCCGACCGAUGAUCCAGGAACCAAUCAUGCCCGGACAACCGUCGAGUCAAUUAGACCAAACUGAACAACCAGGCCCUCAGAAUAAAGACUCCAGAGAAAGCUUGACUUAUGAUGGAGAAGAGAAAGAGGCACGGAGCAGUAGAGACACGGGGAAAUCGCCUUCCAGUCUGGGCCUGGCAGACUUCGACCUGCUGAGGGUGAUCGGCCGGGGAAGCUACGCCAAGGUGUUGUUGGUGCAGCUGAAAAAGACAGAACGAAUCUAUGCCAUGAAAGUGGUUAAGAAGGAGCUGGUCAAUGACGAUGAGGACAUCGAUUGGGUCCAAACAGAAAAGCACGUUUUUGAGCAGGCCUCUAAUCAUCCCUUCUUGGUGGGACUGCACUCCUGUUUCCAGACAGAAAGCAGACUCUUCUUUGUUAUUGAAUAUGUGAACGGCGGAGAUCUCAUGUUCCACAUGCAGAGACAAAGGAAACUCCCGGAAGAACACGCCAGAUUCUACUCAGCAGAGAUCAGUCUGGCACUCAACUACCUCCACGAGCGGGGAAUCAUCUACAGAGAUCUGAAACUGGACAACGUACUGCUGGAUUCUGAGGGACACAUCAAACUAACAGACUACGGCAUGUGCAAGGAGGGUUUGAGACCAGGCGAUACAACAAGCACUUUCUGUGGCACCCCCAAUUACAUCGCCCCUGAAAUACUCCGAGGAGAGGAUUACGGGUUCAGCGUGGACUGGUGGGCGCUGGGCGUACUGAUGUUUGAGAUGAUGGCGGGCCGGUCGCCCUUCGACAUUGUCGGGAGCUCUGACAAUCCAGACCAGAACACAGAAGACUACCUCUUCCAAGUUAUAUUGGAAAAACAAAUCAGAAUCCCCCGCUCGUUGUCAGUCAAAGCCGCCAGUGUCCUCAAGGGAUUCCUCAACAAGGAUCCUAAGGAGCGUCUAGGAUGCCACCCUCAGACAGGCUUUGCUGACAUCAUGGGCCAUCCUUUCUUCCGAAACGUCGACUGGGACCUUCUGGAGCAGAAGCAGGUGGUCCCUCCAUUCAAGCCCAACAUCUCAGGGGAAUUCGGACUGGACAACUUCGACGCCCAGUUCACCAACGAGCCCAUCCAGCUCACGCCUGAUGACGAUGACGUGGUGAAGAAGAUCGACCAGUCUGAGUUUGAAGGAUUUGAGUACAUCAACCCACUCCUGAUGUCAGCGGAGGAGUGUGUGUGAGGGACACGAUGUCUGCGCUCAUACACACCACCCACACACACACUCAUGCAUGUGUUAUGUGGCGUCUCAGUGUCUUCAAGCUGCAUAGUUAGUUACAAGACAACCCGGCGACAUAAACCUUCUGUUCGAGGGCCGCACAUGCACAGUAGAACGCUUAUUUGCCAAAACCAGUCUCACACUCUGCCAUUUAUAACCACUUGCCCUUAAGCCUACCUUCUUUCUUAAUUAUUUUUAUAUCAUGUAAAUCUGCACUGAUAUCAAUUUUCUCAUUGGGGCCUCUCUAUCUGUAGCUCAUGAAGCUACAUAGUUCUUCCAAGGUUGCUGCACACGGGGCCGAGAGGUGAUGAGGCAACGGCCCCUGUCAGAUGAACUGAGCAUCCUCUCCUUCCAGCUGGUGGGGUGUUUCCAAUGCAUAUUUUAUUUGUAUAUAUAUGAAACUACCAUUGAAGAUAAAUGUUAGACAAGGCCUUUUUAGCUUCAAGCCACAGUCGGACAAAACCUGUCAUAAACUCAUUUUGGAAUUAGCUUUGUCGCAACACCCCUUCCUUCUGUAGAGGAGAGAAGAAUCAUAACACUAGCCUUUUAAAAAAAAAAAAAAAAAAGAAGAAGAAAAAGAUAAAAAUUUAUAUAUUUUUCUCAUGUUUUAUUUAACAACAUAGCAGUCAUUAUAUAUGUUGUCCUGAGUGUUUAAAUGUCCAGCCUGAGGAACAGAACCAAAACAAAAAAAGGGUUCAGUCUUCGUUGUUUAGAUGCGACAUCUGUCAGAGGAGAAGGUGUCUGCUUCAAGUCUUUUCCUCCCAGAAUGAAGGAACUUUAACAGCAGCAUCCAACCAACACUAACAACUCUCAAACUGUGAAUGAAAGAGCUCGCUGUGCCGGGAAAUGGGCUGGAAGAGUAGCACAUGAUACCUGAACGCUGGAGCACAGGUUUAGUUUAGCUGUGCAGACCAUCCAUGAAACAUACAUUCACACAGGACCAAAAAAAACAUUUUUCUGAAAAAUGUAUUGCUGGUACGUAUUAGACGGUACAGUAAAUGUAAGGAAGAUGUGCUGUCCUAAGUCAUAGAAAUUAUAUAUUCUGAAUUUUUUUUUUUGCUCAUUUUUAAUACUAUGCCUUUCUGAGAUGUAUGGUCUGAUAAUUUUUUUUUUGUACUUUAUCCAUUCCAUGUAUGUCUUUGGUUGUGAAUCAAACAACUCAACAUAAUUACUGAAUCAAGAGCACAAAGCCAUGACAUACUACCAGUUUGGUUCUGAGGUGUGGCUUAAAAACUGUAAAAACAAAAAUGUGUCUACUGUGCUCCUUUUUUUUUACCAUAUCUAACUCACAAUUCAUGUAAUGAAUCGAACUGCUGAAUUAAUACUGCUAUCAUGCAUAUACCACCACCACCACCCCCGCCCCCUCCAGACUGUAACAACACUAAGUGAUGGCGCAUGAACCUCCAGACUCGUCUCCAGUCAAAGUUUCUUUCUACUUGGAAAAUGUUUUUGGGCUCACGUGGUGACCGGAGGAACAUGUUCAUCUGUUACACAUUAUUUUUUGCUUUAUUGUUACUUUCUAUUGUGAAUCAGAUUUAGGUCUGGAUUUUCUUUAACACGUUAAUUCCAAAAUGUUACUGGGUGAACCCGAUGGAAACACUAUUUGUUGUAUUUGAUGUGUUUUGGGUGUGAAAAUCACCCAGAGGACUCUGCUGAUCUUUAUUAUUAGUGCAAAGAAAAAAACACUGACGGUAAAAUAAACAUUUUAUUUCUCUCUUGUGGUAA
Molecule: messenger RNA, 3752 nt
Organism: Scomber japonicus (chub mackerel)
Lineage: Eukaryota; Metazoa; Chordata; Actinopteri; Scombriformes; Scombridae
Gene: prkci
Product: protein kinase C, iota
Exons: 18
Coding region: 225-1991 (588 amino acids)
Biological process (GO): protein phosphorylation
Molecular function (GO): ATP binding; protein serine/threonine kinase activity; protein binding
Source: RefSeq, a predicted model, not a curated record